Astrephomene gubernaculifera is the source of this 875-nucleotide messenger RNA. The record is from the annotation of a GenBank genome assembly. Lineage: Eukaryota; Viridiplantae; Chlorophyta; Chlorophyceae; Chlamydomonadales; Astrephomenaceae.
AAAGAGGAAUAGUUACAUACCUUGAGAGGUUGACGCAUUCGUUCAUCAUGGCGUUGCAGUGAGCGUUGCAAGCAUGCGCACCUGCUCCUUAUUUGUAAUCACUUUAUAGUGUUCCUAACUGCGUCAUGCUUAAAGGGCUUAAGGCUCAAGCGCUUGCAUGUGACAGUGCUCGUAAUUGUUCACAUGCUAGGAAGGUGUGCACACCUUGCUCGCUAUUGCGUCGCCACUCAGUCACAAACACGAGGACGCCUUAUGGAAACUUCGGGAUUACCAGGGCGACGUUUACCCAGCUGUGUCGGCUGGCCGCGGCAGGGCAACACGAGCCUGGUGUGGAGGCGAGACAAGCGCCACCUAGCAAAGAACCAACCGUAGCAAGCAGCGUUCCAGACGUCCCAGAUCGGUUGCUGGGCGUCGAUUAUGGCAGAUCUACCACGGGACUGGCUGUGGGGCGAUCAGGUGUCUGCUCCCCUCUCAAGGUAAUCCCCACGCCGACAACCGCCAAGCUGUCCGACGUGGCUCGACAGAUCCUGGCAGAGGCUCUGGCGCAGGGGGUGACAGGCGUCAUGGUGGGGAUCCCGAUCAAGCCGGGGGGCAGCAUCUUCAAGCCGCAUACGGACUCCCCCAUGGGAGCCAGAUGCCGCAGUCUUGCGCACACGCUUGCGCUACUAGGGAAGCAGCAUGGGAUGCCCGUGUAUCUCUAUGAUGAGACGAACACGACACGUGCCGUCGUCAAGACCCUUGGUUACAAUUGGCAGGAUCGCAUGUCAUACAAAGAAAAGAUGGAACGUCGCGUGGAUGCAGAUAGCGCAGCCAUGCUGCUACGGCUGUACUACAGCAACCCUGGACACGCCAUACGUAUUAAGCCACGAGUUACC